Messenger RNA from Gymnodraco acuticeps, 2683 nucleotides. RefSeq names its product clumping factor B (gene prr36b). Lineage: Eukaryota; Metazoa; Chordata; Actinopteri; Perciformes; Bathydraconidae. The record is from RefSeq and is a predicted model, not a curated record. The transcript has 4 exons. The coding region runs from base 1444 to 2613 and encodes 389 amino acids.
UCAUUAUCUUCUCUCUGCAGACCAGACCUCGCUGUCUCCAGAAAUCCUGCAGACCCGUGGCCAUCCUGCGAGAUUUACGUCGGCCCCUGCCUUGCAGAGACGGACCAACCGACACCAGAGGGGAGAUGAAGCCGGAUGGGGUUGCCACGGCAGCGCAUGAGCCAAUGGAAACACUGGAACCCAACCCGGUGAAUGAGGGCAGAUGGACUGGAGGGCAACCAGGCCGACAGCCCGGUGACGGAGGAGGUGUCACAGCCCACCAUAGAAGAGACGGGGGACGCAAAGCCAAACCAGGCUAAGGAGACCCCCGCUAAGACUGGCACAAGACUACAGGAGACCCCAAAGCCAAGACUACCAACAAGGCCCCGUCAACAAGACAAACCCGGCACCGACGGCCCCAAGUAAGACCUCAACCGGGUCCAAGACCAACACAACCCAGAGCCGCCUCUCAAACGGCACGACUAAGCCCCAGACUAACGGCGUAGCGAAGUAAACCCGCCCCUGCCGUAGUUAAAAAGACCACCCACCCACCACAAGCCGCUGUCAAAAAACCAACAGGCACGACCCCGUCCCCGGCCCUGAAGAGCAAAGUGGGUGAGAAGAAACCCACGGGGGCGUCACCCGCCACCCAACGGAGUGAAGUCGAUUACCGGAACAACCGCGGCCAAGAGGCCAGCGCCCGCUCCCGCUAACAGUGUCAAAACCAGCAGCACCACCGCGGCCCCCGCUAAGAAGCCCCUAGCUCCUAAGACUGCCUCUGCAACUCCCACCAAGCCCCCUGUUUCCAAGACAACAAGGACUCCAACCGGCACGCCUGCAUCAUCUCGCCCUGCCACAGGCCCCACCCGGACCCCCACCUCCAGCACAGCCAAGAGCUCCCCAGCUACUCCCAAAACUACCACCCCGAAAACCUCCUCCACCACCACCGCCAAGCCUGCGGCCUCCAGACUAACCUCCACUACCCCCUCUGGUGGCAAGCCUCCGGCAUCACAGACAUCCAGGACCACAACCCCUGUGAAGAAAGAUGUUACCAAACCUGCUGCUUCAGCAUCCAAAAAGCCAUCAGACUCCCCCCUCACCCGCCCCCCCAUCACAAAGUCGGCCAAACCUGAGGCCCCCAAAUCCGCCUCGAAAUCAGACGUCCCAGCCAAAAAGCCUGCAGCCAGUAAGGACACAAAGACGCCCACCCGGCCUAAAACUGAGAGUAAGCCAACUCCUUCCAAGGCUCCUGGCUUGAAAACAUCCAAGACCCCCGCCCCCAAGAAAACAGUGGGCAGCAGCACCCCGACUCCAGUGAAGCGCGGCCCCAAAGCGGUGUCUGAAGCAGCGCCGGAGAAAGAGAUAGCUGCUGCUGUAGCCGCCGCCGCAGCUAUCGCCACUGCUGCUGCUGUCAUAGCCGGGCCAGAGGGACCAGAACCAGCUGCUGCUGAGGAACCACAGCUGAUGUCCAGCCAGGCCGAAGCGGUACAAGAAAAAACUCCAGAACCUACACCAGAGCCUGUGAGGGAACUUACACCAGAGCCUGUGAGGGAACCUACACCAGAGCCUGUGAGGGAACCUACACCAGAGCCUAUGAGGGAACCUACACCAGAGCCUAUAAGGGAACCUACACCAGAGCCUAUGAGGGAACCUACACCAGAGCCUAUAAGGGAACCUACACCAGAGCCUAUAAGGGAACCUACACCAGAGCCUAUGAGGGAACCUACACCAGAGCCUGAACCAGAAUCAUUCCAAGUGCGAGAAACAUCUCCAGAGCCCCUCCCAGAACCCCUGUCAGACGCAGAACUUGGAGCCGCCUCUGUCGAUCAGUUGUCGGCUGAUCUAGACCGCUUUAAAUUCUCCGAGUCUGCUAAAGACACCUCCCUGGGAACCACCGUCAUGUCUCCUCCUUCCUCUCCUCUGUGCCCGGCCUCCUCUCUGCUGGACAUGCAGGUCCAGGCUGAUCCCUGGGACCGGAACCAGGACAUGGCUGCGUCUCACUUUGCUCCCCAGAGCCUCGUCUACACAGAGGAGGAAAAUGAGAAUAAGGACCAGUUUGAGACACAGCAGACAAGGGAUGAGGAGGAUGAGGAGGAAGAGGAGGAGGAAGAGGAGGAGAAGGAGAACCUGUUCAUGCCUUCCUCCAAAGCUCCAUCUACGGGGGCCUUCAACCUGAUGGCACAGCCUCAGAUGGAUGACCUGCUCUCCCCCCAUGAGAAGGAGGCAGUUGAAAAGGCUGACGAGGAGAUAAACGAGGAUGAUGAUGAGGAGGAUGACGAAGAUGAGGAGCAGAGGCGACUGGGCCACCUGCCUUCCCCCCUGGGCACCGACAUGAGCACGUCUCAGCCCUCCGAGGAGUUUGCUGUGCGUCCCUCUGCCUUCGGGGGGUCUGCGGGUUGGCACGGCGACGACCUGCUGUCCGGGCUGGACUCGGAGGACGUGAGCAGCUGCAGCCGGCCGGCCGGCGAGUCGGACCUGAGCAGCACGCAGCACACGGCCCUGCUGGAGGGCACGCAGAGCUCCGACGCCCUGGUGGACUCCAGCCUACGAGGGUCAGAGGGAGACGGGAACCUUCAUGGGAUCCCCCAACGUGGAGACCCUCGCCAACGAGGAGGAGGAAGACGAGGAGGAUGAGGAGCGGGUGGACGACAUGGACCUGAGCUCUGAGAGAGUGGAGGAGCAUCACAAAGGGUUUCCAGCCACA